AUGAGGGACCCUGGAGACGGCGAUGGCGGUUAUGUGGCCGACGCAUUAGGGAGAACCAUGCUACUUCCUACUGAUGUGGAAGAGUUAAAGAACAUGAGGAUGCAUGAUAUUUUCCUUAGCGUGAAGAGGUACCUGGGUAUGGCCACCUAUAGGAUGAAGGAUGAAGUGAAGGGGCAGAGUAAGGCCGCCAAGGAUGAACACACCAAACGUAUAGAUGCUGCGCGGACCCUCAAAGUUUCCGAGGCUGACCUCACAAAGGCUAGGGAGGACUUAAAGGAGGCUACCCGAGAGAGGGAUACUGCCUUGGCAGGGUUAACUGGUGCCCAAACACAGGCCGAGGAACAAACAAAGCACUUACUCGACGCCGAGGAGCAAUUGCAGAUAGCUAAGGAGCAAAUCAGUGAUUUGAAGAAGAAACUGAUCAUGGCAGAGAAUGAUAAGGGCGUGGCGGAGUUUGCCCGGGAUGAAGCCGUGAGGGCCAAGCAGGAAGCUGAAUUUGCCAGAAACGAGGCCGAAGCUGCUAGGGACAAGGCCGAGGAGGAGGGUUACGAGACGGGCAUGGCUGAAACCCAGGCCUCCCUUAAAGCUCAAAUUCCUGGAGUAUGCAGACUAUACUGCUCCCAGGUUUGGGAAGAAGCCUUAAAACGAGCUGGGGUGGAUGCUUCGUCUGAUUUGUGGAAGGCGGAAAGCAUAUUUUAUCCUCUAGCCAUCCAUGAGACCGCCUCCGCCAGCUCCGAGGCUAUGAGCGAUCAACACGAGGCAGAGGUUAUUCAGUCAGAAGAUGCAAAGAUCAUCGUCUCUCCUAACGAGUCAAUGGAAGGAGGAGAGCCUCAUGAUGCGAUGGAAGCACCUGGAGGUAUGAAUCCUGAGAUGCCCAAAGAGGGUGCCGAGCCUACGGUCAGCGCUCAGAUCCCUGAUGCUGAGGAGCCAGCCAUCCUUGUUCAGCCCCUACAGGCAAUUCCCCUUACUGAGGUCCCCAAGAGCAUCGAAACCGACUUUGCUCAGCCUUCCCAAGAAGGGGAUGCCUCCCAGGGCCCCGAGGCUAGUCCUGCUCUGCCUUCCAAGGACGUGGGCAAAACGACAUUGAAGAAGUAG
Messenger RNA from Quercus robur (English oak), 1095 nucleotides. RefSeq lists its product as uncharacterized. The coding region runs from base 1 to 1095 and encodes 364 amino acids. NCBI's taxonomy places the organism in Eukaryota, Viridiplantae, Streptophyta, Magnoliopsida, Fagales, Fagaceae. The transcript has 2 exons. The record is from RefSeq and is a predicted model, not a curated record.